AUGGCGGAAGAAGCAAGUCGCCUGCGUGGUCUUCACGCCGAUGUGCGGAACCAGGAUGACCUUGAACGAGACAUUACUCGCCAGGCUGAUAAGGCUCUGGCAGAGAAAGCAGAGGAUAAUGAUAUUAAGCGACUGGAGAAAACCUUGGUAGACCGGGAGAGGGUCAAUGGAGAAAUCAGUUCGGCUCGGCGACGCCUCGCUCAACCCUCGGGUGCGGCCACUCGCCAUAGACAGGAGACGGAGUUGAAGCGGCUGGAAAUGCGCAAGGCGGACUUGGGGAAGGAUCUCAAGGACAUCCAAGAUCGGAUUGAUGCACGUCGAGAGUCACAAGAAUCGGCCCAAGCAUCGCAUGGAUCGGGUCGGCUGCCGAACGAAUCCCGUCGGGACUACCUACUGCGCACUGGAAAGAUCACCCCAUUUGCGCUCAUGAACGAGGGCUCCCGAGAUGGUCCGCUCGCCAACCUACAAGAUGCGCUUAUCGAUACAGAAGAUCAGCAGAAUGAAGCGGAAGAACGGGAACAAGCCAAGAAUUUGCCCACUGCUUCACACCGAGACCUAGCACGCCCGGACUUCGACUUCGAGGCACCCCCACCCGUUCCCGCACCCGCACCCGCACCCACACCUUCGGCCAAGAAGCGCCGCAAGGUGGAACCUCAAAGCUCCCCAGCCGACUCGUCCGCUAGCUAUGUCGCCACUGACGACGCCGACGCCGGGGCUACGUCGGAAGAUGAAGAUUUCAUGCCCGACACUCUUCCUGAGAAGCCAAGUCGCAAGCGCAAACCGGCAAAAGGGAAGUCGAACGAUCAGCUUGAAGACCUAAGUGGAGUGGAUGAUGGAAACGAGACUGUCUAUCAGACUCGGCUUCAGGAAUGGAUUACUCGACGAAGCACUGCGCGACGACAUGCUGCAACUGAUGGUUCGGUCGACGCUGAUUCGCCUGAAAAGGAUGAAUGGCUCAAACCCCACCCUACCGAACCCGCUAUGGAACUCGAAAACGGUCUGCGCGUUCCCGGGGACAUCAGUCGCUUCCUAUUUCCUUACCAAAAGAUCGGUGUUCAAUGGCUUUGGGAAUUGCAUCAGCAAUCUGUUGGUGGGAUCAUCGGCGAUGAGAUGGGACUGGGAAAGACCAUCCAAGCAAUCGCUUACCUAGCUUCCCUCCAUCACAGCCAGAAGCUCACCAAGCCGGCUAUCAUUGUUUGCCCCGCAACCCUCAUGAAACAGUGGGUUAAUGAGUUCCACCGGUGGUGGCCAGCCUUCCGCGUGUCCAUCCUUCACUCGUCUGGAAGUGGAAUGAUCAACCUUGGCAAAGAAAGCAGUCGCGAGAAUGCCCUCACUUCAGAAAUGUUUGGCAGUCAGAGCUCUCGACACCUAUCUGCUGGCCAGAAGGCCGCCAAACGGAUCAUCAAGCGGGUCAACGAGGAAGGCCAUAUCCUUGUGACUACAUACUCCGGACUUCAAUCUUAUGCAGACGCUCUAGUUGAUGUCGAUUGGGAUUGUGCUAUUCUCGACGAGGGUCAUAAGAUCCGCAACCCGGAUGCCGGUAUCACAUUCAGUUGCAAAGAGCUUCGCACACCCCACCGCAUUAUCCUUUCUGGAACACCAAUGCAAAACAGUCUGGUGGAUCUCUGGUCCCUAUUCGAUUUCGUGUUCCCCAUGCGCCUGGGUAACCUGGUCAAUUUCAAAAACCAGUUUGAGAACCCCAUUCGCCAGGGUGGCUAUGCAUCUGCUACCAACCUCCAGGUGCAGACAGCAGCCAAAUGCGCUGAAACCCUCAAAGACGCCAUCAGUCCAUACCUGCUCCAGCGGUUCAAGGCCGAUGUGACAUCCGACCUGCCGCAGAAGAGUGAGCAGGUGAUUUUCUGCAAGUUGAGUCAGCUCCAGCGAACCAUUUACAGAAGGUUCCUCCGCUCUGAUGACAUGGCUUCCAUUGCCCGGGGCAAAAGGAACUCCUUGUUUGGAAUUGAUAUCCUGCGCAAGAUCUGCAACCAUCCCGACCUGGCAGACCAUACACUGCGGUCUCAGGAUCCAGACUAUGGUAGCAGUGAGCGAUCGGGCAAGAUGCAAGUGCUGAAAGAAUUGCUUGAGGUCUGGAGAGACACCGGCCACAAAACCUUGCUCUUUUCCCAGGGUCGUCUCACCCUUGACAUUAUCGAGAAAUUCAUCCAGAUGCUGGGUGGUUUCAACUACCGCCGCAUGGAUGGCACUACACCAAUCAAGGAACGCCAGACCAUGGUCGAUACAUUUAACAACGACCCUGAUAUCCAUGUCUUUCUGCUCACCACACGCGUGGGUGGAAUUGGGGUGAAUUUGACAGGUGCUGACCGUGUCAUUAUCUACGAUCCAGACUGGAACCCAUCCACUGACUUGCAGGCGCGCGAGCGUGCAUGGCGGCUAGGUCAAAAGCGCGAUGUCACCAUCUUCCGCUUGAUGACCAAGGGCACAAUAGAAGAGAAGAUCUACCACCGUCAGAUCUUCAAGCAAUUCUUGACCAAUAAGAUUACUCGUGACCCUCACCAGCGGGAGGGUUUCCAGCUCAGUGAUCUCUACGAUCUGUUCACCCUUGAAGAGGAGGACGACAAGGACUUGGAGACGACCAAACUCUUCAAGAAUGCCGAAGUCACUUACCAGGAAGAGGGCAAGGAACCUGGCAAGGGAUCCCCCAAGGGGAAAUCCCCAAUCAAGGCCAAAGAAGAAGACCUCAACGAUGUGAAGGGCAUUGUCAACGUUGAAGAGUUCAAGAAUAGCGAGGAAGAGGACAAAAACGCCAAGAGCUCCGAAGACCGCAUCAUGCAUGGAAUCUUCGCUCGAUCAGGCGUCCACUCCGCCCUCCAGCACGACCAAAUCGUCAACGGCAAGCGGGUCAUUCGUGCCGAUCCCAAGCUCAUCGAAGCUGAAGCCCGACGCAUCGCCAACGAAGCCGCCGAAGAACUACGCAAAGCCGAACAAACCGCCCGUUCCGUCCCCAUCGAGCUCCCCACCUGGACCGGCCAAUUUGGCAUGGGUGGCCGACCUCAAGCCGGCAGCACCGCCCGACCUGUCGGUGGCCCUUCGUCCAGCAGUCUGCUGGCAAGACUCAACCCCGCCGCUGCGCCGGCUGAGGUCGGCUAUUCCUCCACCCGGAUGCCUCGUGGCAAAGACUUCAUGCCCCUGAUCCGGGAUUAUCUCGCUGCGCGCCGCGGGCCCACUGUUACCCAGAUGAUUGUUGAUCAUUUCAAUCAUUACUGUACCAAUCCGCAGCGGGUCGCGGAGUUCCAGGAGAUGUUGAAGAAGGUGGCCACGCUGAAGCAUGGCCGGGAUGGCCGGGGGCGAUGGACCCUCAAGCCCGAGUUCGCUAAAGAUAGCGCUCGGGAGUGA
Molecule: messenger RNA, 3354 nt
Organism: Penicillium salamii
Lineage: Eukaryota; Fungi; Ascomycota; Eurotiomycetes; Eurotiales; Aspergillaceae
Source: the annotation of a GenBank genome assembly